Molecule: messenger RNA, 442 nt
Organism: Anoplophora glabripennis (Asian longhorned beetle)
Lineage: Eukaryota; Metazoa; Arthropoda; Insecta; Coleoptera; Cerambycidae
Exons: 1
Coding region: 140-352 (70 amino acids)
Source: RefSeq, a predicted model, not a curated record
ACCCAUUUCAAAUCACUUCCAAUUCUCAGUUUGAAGUCACCAUCAGCGUACAGUCUGUUACUAAGCAGAUAGCCUGUGGUUAUAUUAUUUGUCCAGAAACAGUUUCAAGAACGUUUAAAAGGUUUUCGGAAAAGUAAAGAUGUCGUCCAAAAAUCUAGUUGGUGCUGCAACUCGCUACAUCGCAGGAAGAAACGCUAUUCAGACAGUGUAUUGGAGGUCUCCAAGUCAAGCCACUUCAUCUCACCAGCCCAAGAUGUUGAAGGUAUCAAAAACUUUUACUUUUGGAAAAGUAGAGCAAUCUGGAGCACCACCCUACCAUGUCCAGCAGCAGCAGAAACUUCGAGUUUACUGAUGAAGUUGUUGUUCGAGUGUUAAUUUAUUCCUCAGUGGUUUUCUUUGUAUUAUUCAUGUGUUAUUUAUUAUACAAAUAUUUUGUACAGUA